AUGGCCGAACGUCUCGCCUCAGAAGAAGUCGGGCAGGUCUACCACUCAAAGAUGUCGCAAGAGGACAAGGACAAGGCCGUCAGAUCAUGGCUUGAGACUGAUCACAUCAUGUUUGCCGCGUCAGCUUUUGGCACUAGCCUCAACUACGGACAGGUGUCCCUAAUGGUCUACUACAGCGCGCCAUACAAUCUCAUUAACUGGGUCCAGAUGGCUGGUCGUGCUAGGCAAGACAGCUCGCCUGCCGUCGCUGUCAUUCGCUAUGUCGCUAGAAACAACGUCCUUAAUAAGCCACUGCCCCGAUUCCUAAGCGCCCCAUGCUUCCGUCAGUUCACAGACGCCUACUUCAACAGCGUCUAG
Colletotrichum graminicola M1.001 is the source of this 357-nucleotide messenger RNA. RefSeq lists its product as uncharacterized. The record is from RefSeq and is a predicted model, not a curated record. Gene Ontology annotation, biological process: double-strand break repair via homologous recombination. The transcript has a single exon. Gene Ontology annotation, molecular function: four-way junction helicase activity; 3'-5' DNA helicase activity. Bases 1 to 357 code for a protein of 118 amino acids. Lineage: Eukaryota; Fungi; Ascomycota; Sordariomycetes; Glomerellales; Glomerellaceae. Gene Ontology annotation, cellular component: chromosome; cytoplasm.